Molecule: messenger RNA, 1005 nt
Organism: Caenorhabditis angaria
Lineage: Eukaryota; Metazoa; Nematoda; Chromadorea; Rhabditida; Rhabditidae
Source: the annotation of a GenBank genome assembly
AUGUUGUUUCUCUGUAUAUUUUCCCUGGUUUUUACUGGAAUUCAAGGCUAUCAUGUUUACGACGCAGAAACUGAUAGUUUAACAGUUCAUUACGAGGAAAAGAAGAAAUGUGGUGGUGGAGAAUUGAUAAGUCGUGUUGUUGUUGAAAAUGCGUUGGGUUAUAAUAGCAAGAACUCGGAUACUUCGACUUCAAGUUCCAAAGCGACAACAAAUCCAACGACGACUGAAAUUUCAAAAACUUCUCCAGCUACAUCUUCAAUAACUUCUAAAACUUCCCCAAGUUCAAGCUUAACCUCCACAAUAAAUCCAACCACGCCUGAAAUUUCAACUACCUCUCUAGCUACAACUCUCUCAACUUCAAGUUCAACGUCCACAUCCACGACCACAUCAACCACAACAUCUACAACUACAACUCCAGUUCCAACCACAACGACAAAAGCCCUCAAUUGCUUGGCAGGUGGAGAUUGGAUUCAAAGCUCACGAAAAGGUUAUAAUUGGUGUAUGCAAGUUUUUAACGGAACAGUUACUUGGGAACAGGCUAGAACUGCUUGUAACAGUAGUCACAAAGCUGAUUUGGCUGGAUUUGAGACGCAAGACGAGAAAGAUCGGGUAUUGGGUGAGUAAAAUGUUGCGCAUGAAACAUUGUGGGAAUAAUGAUUUUAACCAUUUUUUACAGCUCAGGCGAAAGAAAAAGUUAGGAACUCUGUUAUAUGGAUUGGAUAUGUGACCAACGGUAGAUGCAAAAGUUCAACUACUGCAGAAUGUGACACAGGUUUUUACUGGAUUGAUGGUGAUACAGUGAAAAACUCUGAACUCACCAAGGGGUGGUGGGCUAGUUAUCAACCCGAUAACUCAGAAUACAAGCAAAACAAAACAGUUAUGCACGUCGGAAAUUGGGGCUUAUUCAUGGAUGGAACUUUUGAUGAUCGUCCCAUGAAUCCUGAUCUGCUUAGCAACCCUCAACCAACUGGGUUUGUGUGCGGUAAAAAAGCCGAAUAUCCAUAA